UUCAUAUUAAUCCUUAUUUCAGAAAUAUAAAUAAUUUAGGAGUAGAAGCUCCUCAACCGCUCGAUAACAGAUAACAUAUUUAAUACAAAUUGAAAUCACAGUGUGAAAAAUUUGAUUGAAUUUAUGUGCAAUUAAACGAAAAAUAACCGAUUGUUACGAAACAACGAGUGAAUGAAUGCAUUGAAAAUACACGAUAAUAAAAAAAUAAAUAGUCCAAAAAUAUCCUGCUUUAACAAACAUACACAUGUGCACGUGGUAUAUGCAAUUACAUAUGCAUACAUCCAUAUAUGCACACUUAUUGUACAUAUGUACUUCGUCGUGCUGUUUCUUAUAAACAAAAGUGCAACCGGUUUUUUUAAUGAAAUUUUGUUUUCUAUGUUCGUCCCUAUUUUCUAUUAUCGACUAAAAUUCGACGUUUAAUUGUAGUACGAGGUCUCUGUUGAACAAAAGAGAUACAACACAACCAACCAAAAUCGAAAAAUAGUUUAAGAAAAAAUAAAACGUUUGGAAAAUAUCGAGAAAUAUUUCCGCUAAAGUAUAAAAACAAGCUAUACCUACAUAACGGUACAUCAACUCAAAUGCUUUAAAAAGUACACAUUUUAAAUAUUAUUUGAGAAAUCCAUUCAUACACGCCGAUAGCCGUGCAUAAGCGCUUUGAGAGCCGAGAUUGUGCGAGUGUGCCAAGUGGCAGGCCAGUUGCUUGCCACAUGCAACGCAGCAGGUCAAUAAAAGUAUAUACACACCGGCAUAGAUAUAACACAUGAUUUUUCAGGAAAUCGGCUGAAUAAUCAUGAGUCGUCCAACACAGCAACGCACAAUGCCACAACAGAAGCCGCCGAAGCAGUUCCUUACCGAGCAGGAGGCCAUCGCGGCCUCCGAGCUCUUCGAUCUCUUCUGCGUCGCAACGACAAUGCGCCAGAUUUUGGGUUUGCAUCGCGACAUGUGCGACAUACUGGGCUUACGACCAGCACCGAUCAACGAAUUCUACCCGAUGUUGAAGGCGAAGAUUCGUUCGUGGAAAGCGCAGGCGCUAUGGAAGAAGUUCGAUGCACGUGCGGCGCAUCGCGUCUACGCGAAAGGAACAGCGUGCAAUGGCACGCAUGUGCUAGUCAUUGGCGCAGGUCCAUGUGGCUUGCGCACCGCCAUUGAGGCGCAGUUGUUGGGUGCCAAAGUCGUUGUGCUGGAGAAACGCGAUCGCAUUACGCGCAACAAUGUGCUGCACUUGUGGCCGUUCGUCAUCACCGAUUUGCGGAAUUUGGGUGCAAAGAAAUUUUAUGGCAAAUUUUGUGCCGGUUCCAUAGAUCACAUAUCCAUUCGGCAGUUGCAAAUUAUAUUAAUAAAGGUUGCGUUGCUGUUGGGUGUCGAGAUACAUGAGAAUGUGUCCUUUGAGCGAACAAUUGAGCCGAGUGGCGAUGGCUUCGGCUGGCGCGCGGCCGUAACACCAGCGGAUCAUGUGGUUUCAUAUUAUGAAUUCGAUGUUUUAAUCGGAGCCGAUGGUAAACGUAACACACUGGAAGGAUUCAAAAGAAAGGAGUUUCGUGGAAAGCUGGCUAUUGCAAUUACGGCCAAUUUCAUAAAUAAGAAAACAGAGGCUGAGGCUAAAGCGGAGGAGAUAAGCGGCGUUGCGUUCAUAUUCAAUCAGUCCUUCUUCAAGGAGCUAUAUGAGAAAACGGGCAUCGAUUUAGAGAAUAUCGUCUAUUAUAAGGACGAGACGCACUACUUUGUUAUGACCGCGAAGAAACACAGUCUCAUAGACAAAGGUGUUAUAUUGCAGGAUUUCUCCGAUCCGGCCGAACUGCUCGCUUCAGCCAACGUGAGCGCCGAAAAGUUACUCGAUUAUGCGCGUGAAGCGGCCGAAUUCUCCACAAAGUACCAAAUGCCAAAUCUAGAGUUCGCUGUGAAUCAUUAUGGCAAACCCGACGUCGCCAUGUUCGAUUUCACAUCCAUGUUCGCCGCGGAGACAUCCUGCCGUGUGAUGUUGCGGCACGGCCAUCGUUUGUUGCAAUGCUUGGUGGGUGACAGCCUGCUGGAGCCCUUCUGGCCCACUGGUUCGGGCUGCGCGCGCGGUUUCCUUUCUAGCAUGGAUGCCGCAUAUGCGACUAAACUUUGGUCUAACCCUCGCAAUAGUAUUAUGGGCGUUGUGGCGCAGCGUGAAAGUAUAUACAGACUGCUUAAUCAGACCACACCUGAGAAUUUACAGCGAGACACAGGUUCUUAUACAGUAGAUCCAGCCUCAAGGUAUCCCAAUCUGAAUCGCACGGCAGUCAGCCCCUACCAGGUGAAAACGCUCAUCGACACAGAUGAUCCAAAGGUAUUCGAGCAGCCAAUAGCCGAAAUUAUAACAACGCCAGCGUUAGCUGAGGCCCCUGCGUUGUUACGCAAAUCCCGUCGUAGUACAGAUAUUGUGCCUGAAGCUUUGCUACAUUGGGUUUGCACUCAGCUGCAUAUGUACGAUUUCGUAAAGGAAUUACAGGAACCUGCCGACAUACUUAAAAAUGGAAAAUCACUAUGCGCCUUAAUCAGCCGUUUUCGGCCGGACUUAAUCGAUUACUCAGCAACACGUGACUUAACGCUGGCUGAACGUAAUGAAGUUGCUUUCAGAAUAUUAGAAGCGGAAUAUCAACUGCCACGCAUCAUGAGCGGUGAGAAGUCUGUAGAUCUAGAGAAAGUGGAUACACGCCACUGGCUGCACUAUUUGAACCAAGUGCGUGAAGUGUUCCGCGGUGAAGUGCCGUAUCUGAAACAUCCCAAGAUGGAUAUCUCAGAACUGCGCGAAAAAUAUCGUCUUAACAAUGCGCAUGCGCAACCAGACUUCUCCAAAUUGUUGCAACUUUCCACCAAGCCGAAAUAUCCGAAAGCAAAAAGUCCUAUUGAGGAUAUGGUGGACGUGCCGCAAAUAGUGCAACGCCGCUCGGUGCUGGAUGAAGAGCGUGUGAAACGCGUGCGCAGGCAUGAGCCGGCUGCAGGCGGCCCAGCAGCAGCCAGUUCGCCACAACAAGGACAAACCGAUACACCACGUCGUGCCAAGAAGAGAAGAAAUGUCGAGAAGGCUGCUAAUAUUGAAGAACGACAAAAGCGCCUACAAGAAAUCGAACAAAAUCGCCAGGAGCGUAUAAGCAAACGUCGGCAACAACGUUAUCAACAGACACAGAACUUUUACAAGAGCUUGCAAAUGUUGCAAGUCAACACAUUGCUGCGUGAAACUGACGAUCCCACCGCAUUUGAGGACUACUCAUUGUUCAUAUAUCGUCAACAUGCGCCGGAGUUCAAUGAUCGCGUAAAGGAUUUGGAGCGCAAAUUGCUGUAUCCUGAUCGCAAUCGCGGCGAUAUACCAUCAGCAAUGCCACGAAAUAAUCCGGAUGAACAGUUUAGUGAUCGCAUCAAAUCUAUGGAGCAACGCAUAAGUUCGAAGAAUGCUUGUGGCAACGAUAAGAAGCCCAAAGACUUAAUGCGUGCCAUUGGCAAGAUCGACAGCAAUGAUUGGAAUGUGCGCGAAAUCGAAAAGAAAAUCGAACAAUCAAAACGAACUGAAAUACACGGUCCGAAAGGACGUGAAAAGGUGCCGAAAUGGAGUAAAGAACAAUUUUUGGCUAGACAAAAUAAAAUGGCAAAACCAACGCGUCAAGAAUCUGUGGAGGAGAAGUUUAAAGAGAUCGAUCAAACCUUAAAGAAUUUGGAUAAACAACUAAAGGAGGGUUCCAUAUUGGAAGUUGGUGAACGUGGCCGUAACAAGGUCGCAUCAAUUGCUGGGCAAUUUGUUAAAAAAGAUGAUAAAACGAGCGACGAAAAGAGUCCUACUCCCGCCGCUGUCAAUAGCGCGCCGAAAUCCAGCGCUAAGGUCGCGUUGGCAUUUAAGAAGCAAGCCGCGUCCGAAAAGUGCCACUUCUGCAAGCAAAUCGUUUACUUAAUGGAAAAAAUCACCGCCGAAGAUCUCGUAUUUCAUCGUUCGUGUCUGAAGUGUCAUCAUUGUCACACGAAUUUGCGUCUCGGCGGCUAUGCAUUCGAUCGCGACGAUCCAAAUGGGCGCUUCUACUGCACGCAACACUUUAAGCUGCCAGCAAAGGCUAUACGUCCUGUAGUUAGAAAACCAGGACAAAGGAAGCCAACACAACAGCAACAAGCUGCCGCCGCUGCAGCUGCUGCUGUCGACAUUACCGUCACAACAACGAACGCUGCAAGUGGAAUCACACAAACAGACCUACCCAAAACGCCUGAUAAACUACGUGGUCCCGCUGACAGCGUUGUACAGCUCGAUUUAUUGGAUCGUGGUCAAACACCGGAACGUAUCGAAUUCGAGAAUACCGAUGCCAUGUCCGAUGGUGAACCUUCGGAGGAGCAUAUACUCGAUGAGCACGAGUGGUCGGGCAGAAAUUUCUUGCCUGAAUCUAAUCAAAAUUCUGAGUCGGAUCUCUCCAGUUCCGAUGACUCGGAUACCGAAUCCGAUGCUGAUAUGUUCGAAGAGGCAAAUGACUCACCAUUGGCCGCACAAACAUUACAAUUGGCCACCGAUUGGAUUGGCAAACAACAUUACUCCGAUAGUGAUGAUUCGGAUGAUUUUUAUGAUUCGAGUGACGGAAUUGCGGAUGACGAUGGUAAAGACGAUACCGAAGGUGAAGAUUUCAAGAAGGCUCGCGAACUACGUCGAGAAGAAGUGCGCCUACAGCCACUGCCCGCGAACUUGCCCACUGACACGGAAACUGAGAUUCAAUUACCAGUUGAAAAUAACGAAAGCAUUGAAAAUGUAGAAAUGAUUCCGGUUCCGCCAGGUAAUGAGCCUAUUGAACAGCCUGCCUUAAAGGAAUACCCUAAACCAGAUAUUGAUAAGUGUUCCGAAAAUUCAUAUAACUCUGAAAAAUCCUUCAAGUCGGUGGACUCAUUUGUUGGUGACAUAGCAGCACUUACCACAAACGCCCUUUCUAAAGGGCCACCACCUACAAAAUCGGAUAUUGAGAAGUUGGAACAAAGCUCUGGACGCCACUUUAGCGCCGAAAUUGAGGCAAUUAAUGAGAAACUACACCGCCUCAACAGUGUGGUCAAAAUGAGUAAGGAUAUCGAAACCAUAGCCAAAGAAAAUUUAGUAAAGAGCGAUAUACUCAAGAAACUAACAAUGAAAGAAAAAUGGUUGGCUGACAACUCUGCGAGCAACUCAAAUCCACUGGCACCCAAGUCAGCAUUUGAAAAUCGUUUUGCGCCGAAACAGGAUGUGCUAAAAGAGCAGAAAAAAAAUGUGAAAACUGAUGAGAAUAUAAAACAACCUACUGCUACCUUGGCUGAAAGUGUGUUAGAGACGUUAAAAACAGAAUUAAAAUCCGAAAAGAGUAACGAGAAUUGCAGCACAGAUAUUAAAAAAUCUGCCGCGGCUCAAAAAGCCACUUCACCUGAAGAGGUAUUGGCGAGUUUGAAAGCAGAGAUUAAAUCUGCUUCGCUCAAUCGCCAAGGCAGUCUUAAAAGACAACAGCUAAGUCCGACUGCCAGCCCCAGUGCCAGCAAAAAGCCCAGUGCAAGUGCUAGUCGCUCCAAUAGCUUUAAGAACAAAGCUACGCAGGAAAAUAAAGAAUCUGCUAAAAGUGGCGAGCAGUCUGUUAGUCGGACAAAUAGUCUUAAGCGUUCGGAAAAAUUCACCUCUAAGGAUGAGGUCAUAACAAAUGAUAGCCGAAUUCAGAUACAAAACAUACUGGGUCUUGUGAAGAGCAUUGAUGAUAGCAAAGAUAAGGGAUAUGGUCCUAAUCGGUCGAAUUCAGAUAUGGGUAAGCUGUUUUAUGACGCGGAGAGUAAAUUUUCACCAAAGGUCGACAGACGAUUGAUGCAAGAAAAGUUGAAGGAAAUCGAAGCAAAGAGUUUCUCCGGCACAAUGGAUGCCAUAAAAUCGCAAAUGGUCGUGCCAACUGUUAGUUCUCAAGCAAACCCAUCCGUAGAUCUCUCCAAAUAUUUUCCCGACCAAAAGCAACAGAAAACCAAUUCCGCUGCGGUCAAUAAAAACCAAAAAAAUUUAAAGGAUGUUGAUUUAGCAAAAUAUUUUCCCAGCAGUCCGACGCCACACCACCGCAGUGCCGUAGUGACAGUUGCAGACAAGUUGAAGAAGUCGCAAACGGAGAAUGCCAUUCCACCUGCGCCGACAACGACAGCCCCAAAUCCAAGCAAUGAAAACACAACGGCCGUUAAGGUCAACAAACUUGCGACAAAGCGACAAGCUUCACUGGGAGACGCCGCGUUCAGUUUGCGUGAUCAUCAGUUGGACGGCGCCGUUGAUUUGUCGAAGAAAUCUACACCAGUCGUAGUCAAUAAAGAUGUUGCUGCAAAAAGCAGACAAGCCGCCGUCACAACCACAACUGCAACGGCAGCUGUGACAAAGAAGGGUAAUGUGAAGAUCAUAAAAAAGAUUGUGCCCAAAAAGAAGGUGGGAGGAAACGCAACGAAAAAGGCCAAUGGCGUACAAGACAAAUCUAUUGUACCACGUGAUGAAUCUGAUCGGGUGUUAGAUGAAAUUCUACAAUCCUCCGAUAAGGAGAUGCAUUCACCCAGUGCGGAGUAUUCGAAACUAUUCAAGGAGGAAAAAUCACCUAGUGAAGAUCUUUCAGAUAAAAUUGAGCGUAUGUUCCAAGAAACGGGCAUAGAUUUAGGCAUAGCCGUACCGGCAACAAUCAGCAAUAAAAAGCGUUUGCUGAAAACCAAAUCUCUGGGGGAGGGAGAAUUCGAGCGACUCUCAAAAGAGAGAAGCAUGGCGAAAGACGAAUUGACAACUAAAGAGGACGGCGAUCGUCCCAUCGGUGUACAAGGUUUACUGGCACGUUUCGAAUCAAUGAGUUCGGUUAAGUCUUCGGAGCAAUCGUUCAAAUUGCGGCGUAUGGAAUCAACCAUAAGCAAUUUAAACAAGUCGCGUGAGUCACUAAUUUCUCAUGAUUCUAUCAUGUCACGUGAAUCAGACUCAUUGAGUGAUUUGGAGAAGACAAUGGAAUAUCUGAAGUCUGAAUGGCGUAAUGAAGCAACCAAUUUUUUACAAAAGAAGCGGAAUAACUACUUUUCGAAGAAACGUGUGAUUGAAGAAGAAGAAGCGGCAGCCAAAACCGAAGCAUUGAAAAAGUCAAAGUACGAAGAUUUACCAGUGCAAUAUCGGGAUUCCAAGUUUGCCAAGUUUUUCGGUAUCAAAUCGAAAUCACCGGAAAAAAUUAAAACCAAAUCACCGGAGAAGAAAAAUGUGGCAACCACAAAAAAGACUUUAGUUAAUGGCGGCACAGUGAAGAAGUCAUCAUCGCCAAGCAAGAACUUAAAUAAAGCCACAGAAACGAAAGCGAAAAUGUCUACAAAUUUACAAGUUAAUAUAAAGAAUGCCAAACGUAAGUCGCCUUCACCAAAACAAAGUCAAAGCAACAAUUCCGAAAACACAAAGUACAACUUCGACAAGGUUUCAAAACCAGCAGAAGUAACAAGGAAGGCGAUAUCGCCGCUUAAAAGUCAAAUGGAAGAUUUCGAAACCUUACUAUUAGUAGAAAAAGGUAGUAUAAUUAACUUAGAAACCAAGGUAGCACCAGUUGACGACCAAAAUAUUAUUACGGCUCAAGUUCCUUGCGAUCCAAACCGAUCCAAUGGCGUUGCGUGCACUGCUACUGACACGGCUAUUCAAACCAAAACUUUAUCGCGACAGAACUCCAACAACUCUGAUAAUUCAGCACCGGAAACACCGGUCUUAAAAAGACGGCCACUUGUAGAGGACAUAAAAAAUUUACCAAAGACUGGCUGUGACAAAUCGUUAAGCAAUUCACGUCGCAAUUCCGCCGCAAGUCUGCAUUCGCGACGCUGCUCAGAUGUUUCGCUGGCUGAAAAACUGGAUACUGUAGCCAUAAAACUAACGCAAAGUUCGCUAGAUAAUCGAAAUGUGGAUGAACUGUUUCAAAAUAUUGUAGAACGGCUUUCUAACGAACACAGCGAACAAAAUGCCAAUACAGAAGAGGAAUGUGAUUCAUUGUGUACGUCUAUUAGUAAAAGCCCCAGUGCUGCACCGACAACAGUACGCAUGCGUGGCUCGUCAGAGGACGAAAGCAUUGAAAAGUUAUUUAGUCAGUUCUCAGAUGAAAUGUUAGUGAAUGUGGAGUUUGAUUCGAACGAUGAAUUGGUGGGCAUCACACCACGCAUACCAUUAAAGAGCACUCCGAUCGAAGAGGACGCAGAUUUUGUUGAUCGACUUGAGUCUUUAGAAAAGGAUGAGGUGCCUACAAUCAAAUUUGAAGCACUGGAAUCGCCCAAAGCUUCAUCUGAUUUCAUACAAGCCAAUGAGCAUGGAAAUAACGAAAGUGCCACGACUAAUGCUGAUCAAAAAACACUCUGCAAUCUCGCAGCCGCCAAAACAGGACCCUUAACUCUCGAGAGUAUACAGACAAUGCUAUACAUGGAGCCCCAAGAAAUGCCUUUCCCCGUCCGUCCACAACGGCGACAGAAAAGUACAUCAUCCUCCAGCGAAGCUUCAGCGCCCAUUGCACCACAACGCAUCAAACACAAAUUAGCAAAAUUAUGUCCCGACAAUAUGCCUCCAUCGGUGCAGGACUUAAUGCAAACCACAUUCACAAAAAGUUUAACUGCUGAAUUAGCAGCAAAUGGUGGCAUUUCAAUACACAAGUUCCCACGUAACAUAUCCGAAGAUGAAUUGGAGGAUGUGAAGGAAAGCCAUUACCAGAACCAACCAGUCUCUUUUCAACGAUCAAGCCCAUUGACUGAAAAUACGAGAAAUGUACAAAGUUCAAAUAGUGUUUUCAAUGAAGGACUCCCUGUUAAAGAUAUACCUAAAGAAAAUUCAAACGUUGUGGAAAUAAAACAAACAGAAGAUGGGAAGAUCAAUGAUAUGCAAACCAUAAAAGACAAAGAAAGUAGAGUCAACUAUUCUCAUAAUAAGCAACCAACUAAAGAUAUCACUUCGAAUGUGGCUCCUAAAGUACCAGUAAAAACCGACACUUCUAUUAGUCAAAUAAUAACUAAAUCCAAUGAAACGGAAAUCGCCCUUCGAAGAAAUUCUCAGGCCUCUAUUGAUGAAAACACGAAUAAUGUCCCCGAGUCUCCAGAAAUGCAGCGAACCCUUCGAAGAAAUUCGCAGGUCCCCAUUGAUGAAAAAGCGAGCAAUGCAACCGAAUCUCUAGCAAUGCAGCGAAACCAACCACGAUGCGCAAUAUAUGGGCAAACAAUUAACUCCGAAGCGAUUCCUAACACACCAAGGCUUUCAAAAUCUUCAGUCUUAGAACAAACAACAUCACCUCUCAAACAGAGUCCAUUAUUACAGCGAAAAUUAUCGCAAUCUUCUACUGACAGUGAUAAGUUACCUACUCUCAAUGACUCUAAAAUUACGCAACGCAAACCAACCCAAAAUUCCAAUGUGGACCUAGGUAACUCUCCACUGAUGCAAUGGCGACUACUACAAGCUGCAAGCAAUUCAGACUCAGCGGAGAAUCUAUCAACGAUCACUAAUCUUAAAGACAAUUUAAGUGGAGAUAAUACAAAAACAUCAAACAGCAAUGAGAUUUUGAGCGUUCCAAAUUCCAGCAAAGCCUCAAGUAAAGAGCGAUCUUUGGAAUGGGAUAUGACUAAAAUGCCGGCGAGUCCUAUGCCACGACGUAAAUUUAUUCAUGCCGAACGUCGUGGUUUAGACGAAACUAGAAUAAAAGAUGUGUCGCCAACGAGUUCAAUAAGACUGCUGAAUAAUAUAUCCUCUAAUAGCAGUGACUCAGAUGAACGUCGUAUAAUAGAAGAAUUCGAAAUGGAGCGCCGUCAAGCAUUGAUACAACGUGACAAAGAAUAUAAAGAAUUGGAGAAAAACGAAAGAGAGAUUGAAAAUAUACCGAAAGUAAAGAAACCACAGGCGGUCAGUAGAAUCAACAGCAACAACAACUCUAAGUGCACAACACCACGUCCCACACCACUGAGUUCGCGUCGGGGGACACAAGAUAGUAUUAGCACACAAAGAGAGGUCACACCACCUAACUUUAAAAAGCUUGUAAUACCAGCUGAAACGGACGAUUUACCUUCACUUAGUUCCCGUUGCAGCUCAUUUGCGUUUAUCGAGUUGAUGAGCAAUGGUGAAGCGAGGGAAGCGCCGAUGCCAGAAAAAUUGAAAAUUCCCACAAAACCGCAACCGAUAGUGUUACCAGAGAUCAAUGAACCUAUAGCCGAAGUUUUUCAGAAUAGACCAUGGCCUAAGCCGGAGCUUUCACCAGAGAUCGAUAUGAGUGAUUCACCCGACACGGUGAUCGAGGUGAAACGCGCCAAUUCAGCUCCACGAUCACCAGUCGCCGAAGUUUUUCGUAAUCGCAAAUGGCCUGAUGGCAAAACGGUAUUCAACGAAGUGAGUGAACAAUACUCAGACGACGAUGAUUUCAUCAGAAAGAUCUCCAAGAACAGAAGCAAAUACCGCAAAAUGCAAUCACAUUCACCACAACCAACGACUCGGCAUAGAUUGGCUACCGAUGAACUAAGUGAUGGCAAAAUGUCAUCAAAGUCCAUCACAGAUCUUCGGAAAGAUUCGCCCAUCACCUCCAUCUAUGAAGCGGAACCCUCGCUUAAUUUCGGUACGCGGUCAUCCGCAUCGAGUCUUGACAACUCAUCUACACAUACUUCCAUCAGUGGUGCACCGAAACGACCGGUGCGACACAUACCAGUUGGUCAAACACCCGAACAAACGAUAGACGCCAAUACACGAAUGCUCUUGGAUCGCAGCAAACGCUUACAUAAUCGUAAAAGUGAGUUUAUCAAUGAACGUGCCGCUGAACGAAAUCCAUAUUUACGCGAUGUAGUCAACGCAGAGCGCAUAGAACGUGAGGCACUCGAUGCUGCUGAAGACGAAUUGGAAUGUUAUCGACCCAGCGGUUAUAAGAGCAAACAAUUGACGCGUUUUCCCACUUCGCGAACACUUGGACGCGAUCAUAGCAGAUUGUCAAAUAGUCACUAUAGUUACACGCCUUCAUAUAAUUCGGAUUAUGCGUUGAGCAACCGACGCCUUUAUGGCACACCGACAUUACCAUAUACCAGCACCACUUCUUUAAACCACAAUCCAUAUUUGACUACAGGUAGUGCGGCGUACGGUGGCGCCCUUGGACGCAGCAUGCAUUUCAACGACUACACUAGGCGUAGUCCCUCGCGGCACCGUGAACGGGAACACUCCAAAGAAUCGUGCGUUAUAGCUUAAAAGAAAUAUGCAUUCAUUUAUUUUGUUAGAUGCACUAAAUUUCCAUAUUUAACAUUAGAUUUUGGAGAUAUUAACAUAAUGCUUUCAACGAACAACAACAACUAAAACACGAACAAAACUCAAAGGAAGUCAAGAAACUUCAAAGAGUGAUUUUACCCAUAUUUUGGCUCAAUUAACGAACGAAACAAGUUGAAAACAUAAGUACAUUCACAUAUUUGUAAGAAUUAUAAACAAUUUUGAAUAAAAAAAAUUUAAUAACAAACUAAUGUAAUGAAACCAACGCCAGUCUCAACAAAAUAGUACAACAUACACAUAUCAAAGUCUUUAGUUAGCAUUACACACACUAAAGAACUAAAGUAAUCAAUUUAAAUAAAUGUAAACGUAAACACAAACAUAAACAAAAACAAAAAACAAAAUAUUCGUUGCAAUGCCCGUACGUACGACCCUCCAACGA
Bactrocera latifrons is the source of this 11618-nucleotide messenger RNA. RefSeq names its product protein-methionine sulfoxide oxidase Mical (gene Mical). The transcript has 17 exons. The record is from RefSeq and is a predicted model, not a curated record. Gene Ontology annotation, molecular function: protein binding. NCBI's taxonomy places the organism in Eukaryota, Metazoa, Arthropoda, Insecta, Diptera, Tephritidae. Bases 791 to 11164 code for a protein of 3457 amino acids.